Pipra filicauda (Wire-tailed manakin) is the source of this 12829-nucleotide messenger RNA. It is a transcript of the gene CSMD3, whose product is annotated as CUB and Sushi multiple domains 3. The record is from RefSeq and is a predicted model, not a curated record. Lineage: Eukaryota; Metazoa; Chordata; Aves; Passeriformes; Pipridae. The transcript has 69 exons. The annotation marks the transcript as partial.
GAUUUAUUUAUACCUGUGGUGGAACUUUAAAAGGACUUAAUGGCACUAUAGAAAGCCCUGGCUUCCCAUAUGGAUAUCCAAAUGGUGCAAACUGUACAUGGGUUAUAAUAGCAGAAGAAAGAAACAGAAUACAAAUCGUCUUUCAGUCUUUUGCUCUAGAAGAAGAAUAUGAUUAUUUGUCAUUAUAUGAUGGGCAUCCUCAUCCUGCAAACUUUAGGACAAGGUUAACAGGAUUUCAUCUUCCUCCACCUGUGACAAGUACAAAAUCUGUAUUUUCACUUCGCUUGACAAGUGACUUUGCAGUUAGUGCUCAUGGGUUUAAAGUUUACUAUGAAGAAUUACAGAGUAGUUCCUGUGGCAAUCCAGGAGUUCCACCAAAGGGUAUCUUGUACGGUACAAGAUUUGAUGUUGGUGACAAAAUCCGAUACAGCUGUGUAACUGGAUAUAUUUUGGAUGGACACCCCCAGCUUACUUGCAUAGCUAACUCUGUGAAUACAGCAUCAUGGGACUUCCCUGUUCCUAUCUGUAGAGCUGAGGAUGCUUGUGGAGGAACUAUGAGAGGAUCCAGUGGAAUCAUCUCAAGCCCCAACUUUCCUAAUGAAUAUCAUAAUAAUGCAGAUUGCACAUGGACAAUUGUUGCAGAGCCUGGUGAUACUAUCUCACUCAUAUUUACAGAUUUCCAAAUGGAAGAAAAAUAUGAUUAUUUGGAAGUAGAAGGUUCUGAACCACCUACAAUAGGGCUGUCUGGAAUGAAUAUACCUCCUCCAGUUAUCAGUAACAAAAACUGGCUCAGACUACAUUUUGUAACAGACAGCAAUCACCGAUACCGUGGAUUUAGUGCUCACUACCAAGGUUCUUCUUUCAUCAAAACUGCCUCCACUGGUGAGUUAGAGGAGCAUAUUGCGGCCACUACUGGUGCCAUUACUGUUGCUAGCACAUCUGCUGAUGUUGCUGUAUCCAGUGCAGUGACCACCCAUAGACAACCUUCUGAAGAACAACAAGUGCAAGCUAUGAAUAUAAGAAAAUCAGUUCGGGAGUCGGCCAGUUACAAGGAAGCACUCUCUCUUCAUCAAGCAAAUUUACAAAGCACAAGAAGACGACCAAGAAAUGCUGAGCAGAUAGAAAGAACUAAAGAACUUGCAGUUGUUACUCAUAGAGUGAAAAAGGCCAUAGAUUUUAAAUCUAGAGGAUUUAAAUUGUUUCCAGGGAAAGACAACAGCAACAAGUUUUCUAUCUUAAAUGAGGGAGGUAUUAAACAGGCGUCCAAUUUGUGUCCAGAUCCUGGAGAACCAGAAAAUGGAAAACGGAUAGGCUCAGAUUUUAGCUUGGGAGCAACAGUGCAGUUCUCCUGCGAUGAAGAUUAUGUGCUUCAAGGUUCCAAAAGUAUCACCUGUCAGAGGAUAGCUGAAGUUUUUGCUGCAUGGAGUGAUCAUAGACCCGUGUGUAAAGUCAAAACUUGUGGAUCCAAUCUUCAGGGACCUGGAGGCACUUUCACAUCACCUAAUUUUCCAUUUCAGUAUGACAGCAAUGCUCAAUGUGUGUGGGUCAUCACGGCUAUCAAUACCAAUAAGGUUAUUCAGAUAAAUUUUGAAGAAUUUGAUCUGGAGAUUGGUUAUGACACACUGACGAUUGGUGACGGAGGAGAAGUGGGUGAUCCUAAAACUGUGCUUCAAGUGUUAACUGGGAGCUUUGUACCAGACUUAAUUGUGAGCAUGAGCAAUCAGAUGUGGUUGCACCUUCAAACGGAUGAAAGUGUGGGAUCAAUUGGUUUCAAGGUUAACUACAAAGAAAUUGAAAAGGAAAGCUGUGGGGAUCCUGGAACACCAUUGUAUGGUAUCAGAGAAGGGGAUGGAUUUUCUAAUCGUGAUGUUUUAAGAUUUGAGUGUCAGUUUGGAUUUGAAUUAAUUGGAGAGAAAUCUAUCAUUUGCCAAGAAAACAACCAGUGGUCUGCAAACAUACCAAUCUGUAUUUUUCCUUGCCUUUCCAAUUUUACUGCACCGAUGGGAACAGUUCUUUCACCUGAUUAUCCAGAGGGAUAUGGAAAUAAUUUAAACUGUAUCUGGACAAUAAUUUCAGACCCUGGGAGCCGAAUCCAUCUCUCCUUUAAUGACUUUGACUUGGAAUCUCAGUUUGACUUCCUUGCAGUUAAAGAUGGUGACUCUCCAGAUUCCCCCAUAAUAGGAACAUUUACUGGUGCUGAAGUUCCUUCCCAUCUUACCAGUAAUGGCCAUAUUUUGCGUCUGGAAUUUCAAGCUGACCAUUCGAUGUCAGGACGUGGAUUUAACAUCACUUAUAACACAUUUGGACAUAAUGAGUGCCCAGAUCCCGGAGUGCCAAUCAAUGCUCGGCGUUUUGGAGACAACUUUCAGCUGGGGAGCUCAAUUUCUGUUAUAUGUGAAGAAGGAUUUAUUAAAACACAAGGAACUGAAACAAUUACUUGUAUGCUAAUGGAUGGAAAAGUAAUGUGGAGUGGACCUAUUCCUAAGUGUGGAGCUCCAUGUGGUGGGCAUUUUUCAUCUCCCAGUGGAGUAAUUCUCUCUCCAGGCUGGCCAGGGUAUUAUAAAGAUUCCUUGAAUUGUGAGUGGGUGAUAGAAGCUGAACCAGGACACUCUAUCAAAAUUACAUUUGAAAGAUUUCAGACUGAACUCAAUUAUGAUGUUUUGGAAGUUCAUGAUGGACCAAACUUAUUAUCUCCACUUCUGGGAUCUUACAAUGGUACACAGGUCCCCCAGUUUCUGUUUAGCAGUAGCAAUUUUAUUUAUCUUCUCUUUACAACUGAUAACAGCCGUUCUAACAAUGGAUUCAAGAUUCACUAUGAAAGUGUAACUGUUAACACUUACUCUUGCUUGGAUCCUGGCAUACCAGUGCAUGGACGUCGUUAUGGACAUGACUUCUCUAUAGGUUCCACUGUCUCAUUUAGUUGUGAUCCAGGUUAUAGGCUGAGUCAUGAGGAGCCUUUGCUAUGUGAAAAAAAUCACUGGUGGAGUCACCCCCUCCCAACUUGUGAUGCUUUAUGUGGUGGAGAUGUUAGAGGACCUAGUGGAACAAUUUUAUCACCGGGUUAUCCUGAUCUAUAUCCAAAUUCACUGAAUUGCACAUGGACUGUGGAUGUUACCCAUGGCAAAGGAGUGCAGUUCACCUUCUACACCUUUCACCUGGAGGAUCACCAUGACUACUUACUAAUAACAGAGAAUGGCAGUUUCACACAGCCAUUAGCACGUCUGACUGGCUCAGAGCUUCCUUCACCAAUCAAUGCUGGUCUCUAUGGAAAUUUCAGGGCUCAAUUGCGCUUUAUUUCAGAUUUUUCAAUAUCAUAUGAAGGAUUUAAUAUUUCUUUCUCUGAGUAUAAUCUUGAACCUUGUGAAGAUCCUGGGAUCCCACAAUUUGGUAACAGAAUAGGAUUUAAUUUUGGAGUGGGAGAUAUUCUGACAUUCUCCUGUUCUUCUGGAUAUCGUUUAGAAGGAGCUUCAGAGGUUAUUUGUCUUGGUGGUGGACGACGAGUAUGGAGUGCACCUCUUCCAAGGUGUGUGGCUGAAUGUGGAGCGUCCACAACAAAUAAUGAAGGAAUCUUAUUGUCUCCCAAUUAUCCUCUUAACUAUGAAAACAACCAUGAAUGUAUUUAUAGCAUUCAGGUACAAGCAGGGAAAGGAAUCAAUAUUUCUGCCAGAACAUUUCACUUAGCCCAAGGAGAUGUUCUUAAGAUCUAUGAUGGCAAAGACAACACUGCUCACCUGCUGGGAGCAUAUACUGGGGCAUCAUUAAGAGGCCUGACACUAAGUAGUACUUCAAAUCAUUUGUGGUUGGAAUUUAACUCAGACACGGAGGGCACCGAUGAAGGUUUUCAGCUUGUGUAUACCAGUUUUGAGCUUUCACACUGUGAGGACCCUGGUGUGCCACAGUUUGGAUAUAAAAUCAGUGACCAAGGCCAUUUUGCUGGGAGUACUAUAAUUUAUGGAUGCAAUCCAGGUUACACACUACACGGAAGUAGCCUGCUAAAGUGUAUGACUGGGGAAAGAAGGGCAUGGGACUAUCCUCUGCCAUCAUGUAUUGCUGAAUGUGGAGGCCGUUUUAAAGGAGAAUCAUCUGGAAGAAUCUUAUCUCCUGGCUAUCCUUUUCCCUAUGACAACAACCUGCGUUGCAUGUGGGUGAUUGAAGUAGACCCAGGAAAUAUUGUCAGCCUCCAAUUUCUUGCUUUUGAUACUGAAGCAUCCCAUGACAUCCUACGAGUUUGGGAUGGUCCACCUGAGAACGAGAUGUUACUCAAAGAAAUUAGUGGCUCACUUGUUCCUGAAGGCAUUCACAGUACACUCAACAUAGUAACUAUCCAAUUUGACACAGAUUUUUAUAUCAGUAAAUCUGGAUUCGCCAUACAGUUUUCAAGUUCUGUAGCCACUGCCUGCCGUGAUCCUGGAGUCCCCAUGAAUGGAACUAGAAAUGGGGAUGGAAGAGAACCUGGAGACACUGUCAUUUUUCAGUGUGACCCUGGCUAUGAACUUCAAGGAGAUGAGAGAAUAACCUGCAUUCAGGUAGAAAAUCGGUACUUCUGGCAGCCCAACCCACCAGUCUGUAUAGCUCCCUGUGGAGGAAACCUGACUGGCUCAUCAGGUUUUAUACUUUCACCAAACUUCCCUCAUCCUUAUCCCCACAGCAGAGAUUGUGACUGGACUAUCACUGUAAAUAAUGAUUAUGUUAUAUCAUUAGCAUUUAUCAGCUUCAGUAUAGAACCAAAUUAUGACUUUCUCUAUAUCUAUGAUGGGCCAGACAGUAAUAGCCCACUAAUUGGGAGCUUUCAAGACAGCAAGCUGCCAGAGAGGAUAGAAAGCAGUUCAAAUACUAUGCAUCUGGCUUUUCGGAGUGAUGGAUCUGUUAGUUUUACUGGAUUCCAUCUAGAGUACAAAGCAAAGCUUCGUGAGUCUUGCUUUGAUCCUGGAAAUAUAAUGAAUGGAACAAGACUUGGAAUGGAUUAUAAACUGGGUUCCACUGUCACAUAUUACUGCGAUGCAGGUUAUGUUCUUCAGGGAUAUUCUACACUAACAUGUAUCAUGGGAGAUGAUGGAAGACCUGGAUGGAACAGAGCCCUGCCCAGUUGUCAUGCACCCUGUGGAAGCCGGUCAACAGGCUCUGAAGGGACUGUAUUAUCACCAAACUACCCCAAGAAUUAUAGUGUUGGUCACAACUGUGUUUACUCUAUCACUGUUCCUAAGGAAUUUGUUGUUUUUGGCCAGUUUGUGUUUUUCCAGACGUCGCUCCAUGAUGUGGUUGAAGUAUAUGAUGGCCCAACUCUACAGUCAUCUUUAUUAUCCUCUCUCUCAGGAUCUCAUUCAGGUGAAUCCCUUCCACUGAGCUCAGGGAACCAGAUAACAGUUAGAUUUACUUCAGUUGGACCAAUAACAGCUAAAGGAUUUCAUUUUGUUUAUCAAGCUGUUCCAAGAACAAGUGCAACACAGUGUAGCUCUGUGCCUGAACCAAGAUUUGGAAAAAGGAUUGGAAAUGAAUUUGCGGUUGGUUCAUUGGUUCUUUUUGAGUGCAAUCCAGGCUAUAUCCUCCAUGGCUCAACAGCAAUUAGAUGUGAUACGGUACCAAAUGCACUGGCACAAUGGAAUGAUUCACUCCCUACGUGUGUUGUGCCCUGUGGUGGUAUUUUAACAAAGCGCAAAGGGACCAUUUUGUCUCCUGGUUACCCUGAGCCUUAUGACAACAAUCUGAAUUGUGUGUGGAAGAUCACAGUACCAGAGGGAGCUGGGAUUCAAGUGAGAACAACCAUACCUCCACUUCUAAACAGUACAUCAAAUAAUCUGUACCUAAAUUUUCAAUCUGAUAUCAGUGUUUCAGCUGCUGGAUUUCACCUUGAGUAUACAGCUAUAGGUUUGGAUUCUUGUCCUGAACCACAGACCCCAAGCAAUGGAAUCAAAAUUGGAGACAGAUACAUGGUUGGAGAUGUGGUGUCUUUCCAGUGUGAUCAGGGUUAUUCUCUUCAGGGACAUUCACAUAUCACUUGUAUGCCUGGACCAGUAAGAAGAUGGAAUUAUCCAAUUCCAAUAUGUUUAGCACAAUGUGGUGGUGGCAUGUCAGACUUCAGUGGAGUGAUCCUCAGCCCUGGGUUUCCUGGCAACUAUCCUAGUAGUUUGGAUUGCACAUGGACAAUAAAGCUGCCUAUUGGGUUUGGUGUCCAUUUGCAAUUUUUGAAUUUCUCAACGGAGACCAUACAUGACUACUUAGAAGUUAGGAGUGGAUCUACAGAAACUAGCACGGUUAUUGGGAGACUAAGUGGCCCUCAGCUCCCAGCCUCUCUGUUCAGCACAACUCAUGAAACCAGCUUAUACUUUCACAGUGAUUACUCACAGAAUAAACAAGGAUUUCAUAUUGUAUAUCAAGCAUAUCAGCUGCAAAGCUGUCCUGAUCCUCGACCAUUUCGGAAUGGUUUUGUUAUUGGAAAUGACUUCACAGUGGGACAGACUAUUUCAUUUGAGUGUUUUCCUGGCUACACAUUAAUUGGAAAUUCAGCUCUGACUUGUCUUCAUGGAAUCAGCCGCAAUUGGAAUCAUCCUCUCCCCAGAUGUGAAGCUCUCUGUGGAGGAAAUAUAACUGCAAUGAAUGGCACCAUAUACUCUCCUGGAUACCCUGAUGAGUAUCCAAACUUUCAAGAUUGCUUCUGGCUUGUAAGAGUACCACCUGGGAAUGGAAUCUACAUCAAUUUCACAGUUCUUCAAACCGAGCCAAUAUAUGAUUUCAUAACUGUCUGGGAUGGACCAGAUCAAACUUCUCCUCAAAUUGGGCAGUUUAGUGGCAACACUGCCUUAGAAUCAGUCUAUAGCACUUCCAAUCAGAUUCUGAUCAAGUUUCACAGUGACUUUACUACCAGUGGCUUCUUUGUACUCAGUUAUCAUGCCUAUCAGCUCCGGGUGUGCCAGCCUCCAGCAAAUAUACCAAAUGCAGAAAUUCUAACUGAGGAUGAUGAAUUCGAAAUAGGAGACAUAAUAAGAUACCAGUGUCAACCAGGCUUUACCUUGGUUGGUAAUGAGAUUCUGACAUGCCGACUGGGUGAAAGACUUCAGAUGGAUGGAGCACCACCUUCUUGUCAAGUGCUCUGCCCAGCCAAUGAAAUGCGUCUGGAUUCAACAGGAGUAAUAUUGAGCCCUGGAUAUCCUGACAGCUACCCCAAUCUCCAGAUGUGUGCAUGGACCAUUACCGUGGAAAAAGGCUAUAAUAUCAGCAUGUUCUUUGAAUUCUUCCAGACAGAAAAGGAAUUUGAUAUACUUGAGGUGUUUGAUGGACCAAAUAGUCAUAGCCCAUUGCUCAUAUCUCUCAGUGGGGACUAUUCAUCUUCUCUAAAUAUAACCAGUAAUGGCCAUGAAGUAUUUCUCCGUUGGUCAGCAGAUCAUGGCACCAAUAAAAAAGGUUUCAGGAUAAGAUAUAUAGCUCUCUACUGUAGUACUCCAGAGUCCCCUCCACAUGGUUUCAUUGUCAGUCAGACAGGUGGACAGCUCAACAGUAUGGUUCGCUGGGCUUGCGAUCGAGGGUUUCGGCUCAUUGGGAAAAGUACUGCUGUAUGCAGGAAGUCUCCAUAUGGUUAUUACUCGUGGGAUGUUCCAGUCCCAGCUUGUCAAGCAAUAUCUUGUGGAAUUCCUAAAGCUCCAUUAAAUGGUGGGAUAUUAACUACAGAUUACUUAGUUGGCACCCGUGUUACUUAUUUUUGCAAUGAUGGAUAUAGGCUAUCAGCCAAAGAGCUUACUACUGCAGUCUGCCAACCGGAUGGGACCUGGAGCAAUCACAAUAAAACACCUCGAUGUGUAGUCGUUACAUGUCCAAGCAUCAAUUCUUUUACACUGGAACAUGGAAGAUGGAGAAUAGUGAAUGGUUCACAUUAUGAGUAUAAAACAAAAGUAGUUUUCAGCUGUGAUCCAGGGUAUUAUGGUUUGGGACCAGCAUCUAUUGAGUGCCUUGCUAAUGGCACCUGGAGUUGGAGAAAUGAGAGGCCUUACUGCCAAAUUAUUUCUUGUGGAGAACUUCCUACACCUCCCAAUGGAAAUAAGAUUGGAACUCAAAUCACCUAUGGAUCUACAGCUAUAUUUACCUGUGACUCAGGAUACAUGUUAGUUGGCUCUGCAGUGAGGGAAUGUCUGUCAUCUGGACUCUGGAGAGGAAUUGAGACGAGAUGUUUAGCUGGUCACUGUGGUAUUCCAGAUCUUAUAGUCAAUGGACAAGUAAUAGGAGAAAAUUAUGGAUAUAGAGACACAGUUGUAUACCAGUGCAGUCCUGGUUUUCGGUUGAUUGGUUCUUCUGUAAGAAUAUGUCAACAGGAUCACAACUGGUCUGGUCAGCUUCCAUCUUGUGUGCCUGUUAGCUGUGGUCACCCUGGUAGUCCUAUUUAUGGAAGAACAAGUGGAAAUGGUUUCAACUUCAAUGAUGUUGUGACAUUCUCGUGUAAUACUGGGUAUAUUAUGCAAGGACCAACCAAAGCACAGUGCCAAGCUAACAGGCAGUGGAGCCAUCCACCUCCAAUAUGCAAAGUGGUCAAUUGUUCUGAUCCUGGAAUUCCUGCAAAUUCUAUAAGAGAAAGUAAAAUAGAACAUGGAAAUUUCACAUAUGGCACAGUGGUAUUUUAUGACUGUAAUCCUGGAUAUUUUUUAUUUGGCUCUUCAGUUUUAAUUUGUCAACCAAAUGGCCAUUGGGACAAACCUCUCCCUGAAUGUAUUAUGAUUGACUGUGGACAUCCUGGAGUUCCUCCUAAUGCGAUCCUGUCUGGUGAUAAAUACACAUUUGGGUCUACUGUCCAUUAUAGCUGCACAGGCAGACGAUCAUUGUUAGGGCAGUCAUCUCGGACAUGUCAGUUAAAUGGACACUGGAGUGGAUCUCUCCCUCAUUGCUCAGGUGAUACAGCUGGUUCUUGUGGUGAUCCAGGUAUCCCAGGUCAUGGGUCUAGAGAAGAAAACAAUUUUAAAAUUAAAAGCACAAUACAUUUCAGCUGUGAUAUUGGAUAUAUCCUCCAUGGCUCAGAAGAAAGAACGUGUCUGGCAAAUGGAAGUUGGACAGGAAGACAACCAGAGUGCAAAGCUGUGCAGUGUGGUAAUCCAGGAACAACUGCUAAUGGAAAAGUACUUCGUAUCGAUGGCACUACAUUCUCUAAUUCAGUAAUUUAUUCAUGUGUGGAAGGAUACAUACUUUCUGGAUCAUCUGUAAGACAGUGCACUGCCAAUGGAACAUGGUCUGGAUCCUUGCCAAACUGCACAAUUAUCAGUUGUGGAGAUCCAGGAGUCCCAGCCAAUGGCAUGAGAUAUGGUGAUGAUUAUGUUGUUGGACAAAAUGUUACUUAUAUGUGCCAACCUGGUUAUACAAUGGAAGCAAAUAGCUCCUUAAUUCGCACUUGUACUAGCAAUGGCACGUGGAGUGGAGUAAUCCCAACAUGCAAAGCUGUUACCUGCCCAACUCCUCCGCAGAUCUCUAAUGGAAGGUUGGAAGGAACAAACUUGGACUGGGGAUUUAGCAUUAGCUAUGUCUGUUCUCCAGGAUAUGAACUCUCUUUUCCUGCUGUUUUGACUUGUGUUGGGAAUGGAACAUGGAGUGGUGAAGUACCUCAGUGUUUACCAAAGUUUUGUGGUGACCCUGGAGUACCUGCUCAAGGGAAAAGAGAAGGCAAAAGCUUCAUCUAUCAGUCAGAAGUCUCUUUCAGCUGCAAUCCUCCUUUUGUUUUGGUUGGCUCCAGCACCAGGAUUUGCCAAGCAGAUGGCACAUGGAGUGGGUCUUCUCCUCGAUGUAUAGAACCUACUCGCACAGCAUGUGAAAAUCCAGGAGUCCCAAGACAUGGGUCACAAAACAACACAUUUGGCUAUCAGGUGGGAAAUGUUGUUCAAUUUCAGUGUAAAAAAGGACACCUUCUCCAUGGUUCAACAACACGAACAUGCCUUCCUGAUCUUACAUGGAGUGGAAUCCAGCCAGAAUGCAUACCUCACAGCUGUAAACAACCAGAAACGCCAAGUCAUGCUAAUGUUGCAGGAAUGGAUCUUCCCUCACUUGGUUAUACGUUGAUUUACACUUGUCAGCCAGGCUUUUUCCUGGCAGGAGGUUCUGAGCACAGAGCCUGUAGGUCUGAUGGCACAUGGACUGGGAAAGUUCCAGUUUGUGAAGCUGGUUCCAAAAUAUUAGUGAAGGAUCCCAGACCAGCUUUGGGAACACCAAGUCCCAAACUAAGUGUUCCUGAUGAUGUAUUUGCCCAAAAUUAUAUAUGGAAAGGAUCUUACAAUUACAAAAGCAAGAAACAGCCCAUGACUUUGACAGUCACCAGUUUCAAUGCAACUUCAGGAAGAGUAAAUGCAACACUUACAAACAGCAAUAUGGAAUUGCUGCUAUCAGGAGUGUAUAAAAGCCAGGAAGCUCGGCUAAUGCUCCACAUAUAUCUCAUUAAAGCACCCUCCCAUACAUCUGCAAGCAAGUUGAAAGAGGAAAAAUGGGCUAUGGAUGGUUUUGUUUCUGCUGAACCUGAUGGAGCAACAUAUGUUUUUCAAGGAUUCAUCCAGGGUAAAGAUUAUGGACAAUUUGGACUUCAAAGAUUAGGUCUUAACAUGUCUGAGGGUUCAAGUUCUUCUAAUCAACCACAUGGUACAAACAGUAGUUCAGUGGCCAUUGCUAUCCUUGUGCCUUUCUUUGCCCUUAUAUUUGCUGGUUUUGGCUUUUAUCUUUAUAAACAAAGGACUGCACCUAAAACACAGUAUACAGGAUGCUCUGUACAUGAAAAUAAUAAUGGACAAGCUGCUUUUGAAAACCCCAUGUAUGACACAAAUGCAAAGUCAGUGGAAGGGAAAGCGGUACGAUUUGACCCCAACUUGAACACUGUUUGCACAAUGGUAUAAUGUGGUAAUGAUUUGUCUUCGAAGUCUGGGAAUUGGCACACAACACAGUGCACACACAGUUCGCUGAUUGAAAAAAAAAAAGAAAUUAAAAAAAUUAAAGCACACUUUUCAGGAUGUAGUGGGUCACCUUUUCCUGAGGACGAUAGGCAAGUAUGCGUUGUAGUUAUUUUGUUUUCAUUUUGUUUUUCAUAAACUGGAUCAGAAUUCUUCAUGUAUGCCAUGGAGAGUGUUAAAAAAAUUUGCUGCACUCCAUGAGUGCUACUCACAGUUUAUUUGCUUUUUUAAAAAAGGAGGUUAUUCUAAAACAUAAAACGUAUUUGCAUAUAUUGGAGGAGCAUCCACUAUCAGUAUUCUGUGCUUUAUAAAAACUAUAAUAGAGGGACUGGGUUAAAAAAAAAAAGAUAUAGGUAGAAAAUAAGAGCUAUACUUACAGGAGACAAUAGGUCACUGAUUUCUCUUUAACAGUCAUAUGCUACACCUUUCUCAUGAGUUGGUAACUUUUUUCCUUUUUCAGCCUGUUUAGUAUUUUAUUUUUCUCAGUACAGUUAAGUUUUUUAGUCCAGGAUGUAGUAUUUAGAAAUCAGCAACUAUAACUUUCUCUUUUCAUGCCACAGAAAAAAAAAUAGAAUUCAUAUUCUUAUUUCAUGAAUUUCCUUCCCUGCUUCACAACUUGCUUCAUUUUCAUGUUCCAAGUGAAACCUAUUUUCUGUGUUUCCAUUAACAAUACCCACAAAUGGUAAUGUUUAUAUAUUUCUUUUGUCAAUCAUACAUCUAGACAAAUUUUACAAUGAAGAAGCUAAUAUGAGUUGAGCUUUGUAUGUGACUAUGUUUGGUAACGUUGAAGAACAUUCAAGAGUGACCAUCUUACAUUUUUGCAAAAAUGAAAACAUAAUUUAAUGAUAUUUCCUAUUAAAAAUGCAGUUUACAGUAACAUUAGUAAUGAAAUCCAUAUAUCAAAAAUUUAAGACACCAUCUUUCAAUCCAUGUUAGUUAAAACUAGGCCAUAUCACACCAGUUUAUUCCUUCAGCAUUUUAACAAAAUGCAUGCACAAAGCAUGAUGAAAUCCCAUUGAAGCUGAUGGAUUCUAAGAGACUUCAAUGAACUUUGGAUCAGAUCUACAGGGCAAAAGGAAGUUAUAAUUUGAAAAUACUGUGUUUUCACAUCUAUUUUGUCUAUAUAUUCCGUACUUUAGGGAAAAAAAUCUUUACAGCUCAUUUAAAAUUAAAUAUAUUACCAUAGUGCAAUGAAAAAAAAUUGAUAUAUAUAUAUAUAUAUAAAGCCAUGAUUUUAUUAGGGACAAUCCAUUCAUUUUAGGGACAAUUCAGAUUCCACAGCCCUCAGAUACAAGUUUUCGACAUUCCAGAAUCACUUCUAAGGAAAUGCAAUUUUUAGUUUUACAGUUAUUUCAUAUCAGAAUUAUUCAGUGGGAACCCAGUAAUUUAUUUGAUGUAGGUCAUUGUCUUCCAUUCAUAGCAUGACUCACAAAUGCUGUGUGUUAGCCAGUGUGAAUUAUCUGUUAUUGUCCCUUUCAGACAUUAAUGAUUCUGUGAAAAUCUAAACUUUUUAUUACCGUAAUAGAGAGUGCCUACCAAAAAUCAUUGUACCCAGGAUUGCUGCUUGGAUUUCUAUAAUGUUUGAUGAAUUUCUUAUAAACCAUUUUACAACACUUUGUUUUGAAUAUUCAUACAACUCUGUCAAACUGUAUUCUACUAAAAGGAUGCUGUUUUAUAUUUUAUACCAUUGGUUGUUAUUUAUUCUCGUUUAUUCAAAUGACUGCAAUAACUAUGAUUCAUUCAUUAAUGUUAAGGUUAAUACAUUUGAGAUCAUUUAAAAUGUUUCUUCUGCAACUGGCUACUCCUCUUAUAUUAAUGCAUACACUUUUGUAAAGAAGUAUAUUUUUAUGAAAAAGGAUUUGUAAAAGUAUGAUGUAAAUUUUCAGUGCAAUGUAAACAAAAUAAAAAUGGACAAUUGCUUUUUUAAA